ACUGGGCCUGAAAACCUGCACAGUGUUGUGGAAGUCAGCGUUCAACAUCCAGCGGGGCUUGCACCAAAAGCUCCACAAACACAUCCAUAACAAAGUGCAGGCCUGAGAUUGAUGUCCACGGCAGCUGUAUGAGUGGGAGCCUCGGGGUGUCACACUGUGGACAGGCGUGGCAGUGGGCUGGUCCAGACGCGCUCAGCUUUGGAAAACAUCAGGGUCCAUUGAUCUGGUAUCAUCUGAGGCCUUGAAAUAGUCUGACAAAGGAACCCCGCUGACGCUUAACCCAAAAGUAUCCAGGUUUUUUUUUUUUUUUUUUUUUUUUGCCCACGGGCACAUCUGUGACUCCUGUGUACGGGGUUUUUUUUGGGCAGUGGGUGUGGCGCACCCACACAGAAGACGCGGUCCUGAGGAUGCACUGAGUUCUCCUCACCCAUCCCUGGUUGUAAGAUACUGCAAAGAAGAUGAGUAAGUCCCCGACCCCUAAGGGCACCCCGGUGCAGCGCAGCCCCAGUGAUGGGGUCCCUGAGGGCCUCCAGUCUCCUCAGCACUCUACACCUGGCUCCGGACCCCCGCAUAAGAAACGCAUCUCCAGCCUCCUUCAGAGUCCGUCAUUCAGAGAGGAGCUGGAUGUGCUGAUCCAGGAGCAGAUGAAGAAGGGUGGCAGCUCAUCUAAUCUAUGGGCACUGAGGCAGCUGGCGGACUUCAUGGCCUCGCACGGUUCACCGGCCGCUCUGCCAGUCCCCCCCUCCAACAUGAUGAUGGUCACACCCAUCAACGACCUUCAUGGAUGGGAGCCUGGCAGCAUGGUGAAGGGGGAAAGGUUGAUGCGCUGUAAGCUGGCCAGUGUCCAUCGGCUGUUUGACCUCUACGGCUGGGCCCAGAUCAGCCACACCUGCCUCACUCUGCGUGUUAGUAAGGAACAGGAACACUUCCUGGUGCUUCCAGACGGUCUCGCCUACAGUGAGGUGACCGGCUCCAGUCUGGUGAAGGUGAAUAUCUUGGGUGAGGUGGUGGAGAAGGGCAGUACUAACCUGGGUGUGGACACAGAGAGGUUCAGCCUUCACUCAGCCAUCUACUCGGCCCGGCCUGACGUUCGCUGUCUCCUUCACCUCCACACACCGGCCACAGCUGCAGUUUCAGCUAUGAAGCGUGGCCUCCUGCCUUUGUCCCAUGAGGCUCUGCUGGUUGGUGAUGUGGCCUAUUAUGACUACAAUGGAGUCAUGGAGGCGGAGGAGGACAGGGUGGAGCUGCAGAAGAGUCUAGGGCCCACCUGCAAGGUCCUCGUGCUGAGGAACCAUGGCAUUGUGGCUCUGGGGGAGUCUGUGGAGGAGGCCUUCUACACCAUCUACCACAUCCAGGCUGCCUGCCAGAUCCAGGUGUCAGCAUUGUGUUGUGCUGGUGGUGAGCAAAACUUAAUUCUAUUGGACCGGACCACCCAUAAACCCAACCCGACCGGCACCGUGGGCUGGGCUGGCUCCACCUUUGGGCCCCUGCACAAAAGCCGCACCGGAGAGCAUGAGUUUGAGGCCCUUAUGAGAACUCUGGAUAACUUGGGCUACCGUACCGGCUACGCCUACCGUUUCCCCGUGUUGCUGGAGCGAUCACGGACACGGAGGGAGGUGGAGGUGCCUGCAACCGCCACAGCCUACUAUCAGUUUGACGAAGACGGAGGCCACCCGGCUCUGAGGCAGCACCCUUUUGCCCAGCGUCAGCAGCAGGAGAGGACACGAUGGCUCAACACCCCCAACACCUACCAAAAAGUCAGCCAGGACCAAGCCAGUCCAGGACACCAGCGUACCACUUGGCUGAAGACAGAAGAAGUGACACAAGCUGGGAGCACAUCCAUCAAGAUAGAAAACCCAAACCAGUUUGUGCCUCUUUUCACCAACCCUCAGGAGGUGAUUGAGACACGAAACAAGAUCCGACAGCAGAAUCGUCAGGACAUGAAGACGGCGGGGCCACAGUCUCAAGUCCUAGCCAGUGUCAUAACAGAAGACAGUCCUCCGUCUCCAGUUAGCCCACCCAAACUCCCACCAGAACCAGAACCGCCCAACCCCUUUAAUCAGUUGACAGACCAGGAGCUGGAGGAGUAUCGCAAAGAAGUGCAGAGGAAACAGGACGGAGGAACCAACGUAGGGGAGGAGGUGGCAAAUGAAACGGAGUCUCCCCCUGCUACCUCCCCCACCAAGGGCCCCUCGCCCAGCCACUCCCCUCUGUCAGAAGAGGCAAAAACCGAAUCCCCAGCCAUACAAAACGGAGGCGAGGAGGAGAAGCAGACGACAGAAGAGCUUGAGAAGGGGAUGAAGGCUCUUUCAACCAACGACACCUCCUCCACUCCUGCUGCUCCACCUGCCAAACCCCAAGGCGGCACUCCAGAGGGAUCGCCCUCCAAGUCUCCGUCCAAGAAGAAAAAGAAGUUCAAGCCACCGUCGUUCCUGAAAAAGAGCAAGAAGCAAAAGGAGAAAGCGGAGACCUGAGGCAUUUAGACAGACCAGACCUCGGUGAAAUACUACAGUGAAAUAUUCCUUUAACCACAUCAGGUGUCUUCAAACACAGCGUCUUUCACAGGCGUCGUGUUCUAAAUUGACUUGCCAAUCCUUUACUGUAACACUGAUCCUCACUGAUUCGAUCUACUGUAUGUGGUGAUACAUCUAGUGCCUGAUGCAGGUCACAAAAAAACACUGGAAAGGAAAUUUCAGAUUGUACUAUUUGACCCAGGUCGGACACAACCCCACAGUUUGACGCACUACUUCUUAUCACACUGUCACACAAUCACAGUUUUACUUCCGUUCUAUUUUCACCUACCAUGCUAUCAAACCAUUACUGAAUUCACUGUACAGACAUUCUACGAUGCUUCCGUUUGUUAAAUAUGGGAUUGCGAGUGUGAUCCUGUGCAUUUCCCACUCAUACCUGAUUAAACUUUUGUUUCAAUCCACUACUUUGCAGGACACAAUGAAAUUAUGCACCAUUAUCCAUAUAUAGGCACUUGACAUAUGUAUAUUGACAUUCUAGUAUGUUGCAUUUGUUCAUCAUCAUAGGCAUCUUCUAGUCAUGAUUUGGUUCUAAUUAUCAGAUAGAUGUUGCAGGUAUAUUACUUGAGCACAGGUGCAGAACAUGUAGAAAUAUACUGAUAGCUACUUGAUUGUGCUCCUCUGAAUGCUGGUUUUGUGGAAAACUAACAGCUAUUGACGUUUUACAGCAGGGACAAAAAGGAGAAAAGAAAGCCUGAAAAUACACUGGCUCACAAAAAAAAAAAACAACAAACAGUACGCUAUUAAUGCUACUACUACCAAAAAAGACAUAAAGCAAACAAAAUUUGUUGCUUGUCAAUGCAGUUUGACAUCAGUAAUACAAGAUACUGAAGGUACUAAACAUUCCACUUUUCUCAUUUUCCUUCAAAUGUAUGUGUGCAAAAUACCUCUUAACAGUUGUAAUUAUUUUCCGUUUUAACCAGUAGCUGUUAACAAAAUGCUGAUGUGUGAUGUUUGCUCAUGGUUUUAAUUUAUUUUAUAUUAGAAUGUAUAAGUGAGUGUUGCAAGGUUACCAUGUAUCAGUCAUUAAAGUUCAAGUUUGAUUUAAAACCAA
This is a messenger RNA of Sphaeramia orbicularis (orbiculate cardinalfish), 3582 nucleotides long. It is a transcript of the gene add2, whose product is annotated as adducin 2 (beta). NCBI's taxonomy places the organism in Eukaryota, Metazoa, Chordata, Actinopteri, Kurtiformes, Apogonidae. The transcript is spliced from 15 exons. Gene Ontology annotation, biological process: barbed-end actin filament capping. Gene Ontology annotation, molecular function: actin filament binding. The coding region runs from base 459 to 2474 and encodes 671 amino acids. The record is from RefSeq and is a predicted model, not a curated record. Gene Ontology annotation, cellular component: plasma membrane; cytoskeleton; postsynaptic density.